Messenger RNA from Postia placenta MAD-698-R-SB12, 863 nucleotides. RefSeq lists its product as hypothetical. The coding region runs from base 28 to 543 and encodes 171 amino acids. Gene Ontology annotation, cellular component: nascent polypeptide-associated complex; cytosol. The transcript is spliced from 3 exons. NCBI's taxonomy places the organism in Eukaryota, Fungi, Basidiomycota, Agaricomycetes, Polyporales, Adustoporiaceae. The record is from RefSeq and is a predicted model, not a curated record.
UGACCCCAGCUCACGACCCUACACACCAUGGAUCCCGCAAAAUUGGCGAAGCUGCAGGCGCAGGCCGCGGCGAACAGGAUCGGUGGUAAGGGGACCGUGCGCCGCAAAAUCGUGCGGAAGACAAAGCCCUCGACGGCGCAGGACGACAAAAAGCUCCAGGGCGCACUCAAGAAGCUCAACGUCCAGCCGAUCCCUGGCGUUGAGGAGGUCAACAUGUUCCGCGAGGACGGGAAUGUUCUGCACUUCACCGCGCCAAAAGUGCACGCGGCGGUCACUGCCAACACGUUCGCGGUCUACGGCACCGGCCACGUGAAGGAGCUCACCGAGCUCGUCCCGGGCAUCCUCAACCAGCUCGGCCCCGACUCGCUCGCGUCGUUGCGCAAGCUCGCAGAGUCGUACCAGGCCAUCCAGCAGAACCAGCAGCGGCCACCAAACGCGGCUGCUGACGACGACGAUGACGACGUGCCCGACCUCGUCGAGAACUUCGACGCGGUCGAGGACAAGCCCACGGAGAAGACCAGUGAACUCGAGGACCUCAAUUGAGCGAUCGCAGACGCGGAGGUGAGGAGGGAAGGAGCGGUGUUGUGAGUGACAAGACGGGCUGUUGCUGGUCGGGGCCAGGAGCGGGUCCGGGGGCGGACGAGGAAACCCAUGCAUGCCGUUUGUAUUCUCAGUCACGUAUUCGCCUUUCGCCGCCAAAAUUCUUCCGUCUCGUCUCCGUGAUAUAUGCUAUCUUGGCUCUUUUACUCGUCUCUGCUUCAUUGGUGGUUGUCAUCUAUAGCGUUUCUGUUCUCUCUGCAUAUGACGCGAAUGACUGCAUUGUAAUCUGAUUGCACCAGGAUUGACAAAACACUCGGCGAUUA